This is a messenger RNA of Jaminaea rosea, 1862 nucleotides long. RefSeq lists its product as hypothetical. Bases 1 to 1641 code for a protein of 546 amino acids. The transcript is spliced from 4 exons. The record is from RefSeq and is a predicted model, not a curated record. Lineage: Eukaryota; Fungi; Basidiomycota; Exobasidiomycetes; Microstromatales.
AUGGUGCUCCGACGCAUACCAGCCACGGUGGAAGCCGUCGCUGACUCUACAACAGCAUCGACGCCCCCCCCCCGCGUCAUCUGCCUCCUAUGCGAUGGGACCGGUGACAUGUUCGACGGCGACAACAGCAACGUCGUCAAGCUGUUCCAAGCCCUACGCAAGGACGACCCGCGCCAGCUCUGCUACUAUCAAUGCGGUGUCGGCACCUACACCUCAUCUGCCAAGAGCUCCUUGAAGACCGGCUUCUCUGCUGCCCUCGACAUGGCUAUCGGCUCUUCACUCGGCACACACGUCAAGGAGGCAUACCAAUUCCUGAUGCAGACGUACAGAGAGGGUGACAAGAUCAGCGUGCUGGGCUUCUCGAGGGGAGCAUACACGGCGCGAGCUCUCUGCGGUAUGCUCACCAAGGUCGGCUUGCUCCCCAGGCACAACAUCGCUCAGCUUCCCUUUGCAUACGAUUGGUACUGCGAUGAUAGCGCAUACGGAUGGCAGAUGAGCGCCGACUUCAAGCGUACCUUUUCCAUCGACGUCAACGUGCACUUCUUGGGUUGCUGGGACACGGUGGCCAGCGUGGGAGUCAUCCCUCGUAUCCUACCUCUAGCCAAGAGCGACAAUUCCUCCGUCGCCUUCUUUCGUCACGCUCUCGCCCUCGACGAGCGCCGAGCAAAAUUUAAGGCCAAUCACUGGUACCAACGCCAUCCAGCCAAGGCCAAGAAGGGAAGCACCCACGUCGAUUCGUCUGGCCGCGAGUCGAGCUACGGAGUGUACGGUACCUUUGAUCUUGAGGGGCUCUACGAUAACGCAGAGCAGGGUGCGCCGCCAGCGAAGACCACGAAAGCGCAGCAGUCGCAGCAGAUGAGCCCUUCUACGACCGAUCCCAGCUCGCUAGCCACGUCCAACUCGUCCACCACCCUCCGAGACGCGAAUACGGCUGAGGACCUCGGCGACUCUAAGCGCAAGGUGAAGAAGAGUCAGCGGCAAUUGAACCUGAUCAAGGAAUUCAAGGAGAAGGAUGCCAGGGAGUGGGGUCGUCCUCCGUUCCAGACUGACGUCGAGGAGGUCUGGUUUGCUGGCAGCCACGCAGAUGUAGGCGGCGGUGCUGUCCCCAACUCGGAGCGUCACCAAGCAUCACGCAUCCCGCUGCGCUGGAUGAUCCGCGAGACCUUCAAGUGCAAUACGGGCUUGCUCUACCGUACCGACGUCCUGGCAGAGCAUGGCCUCGACGUCGAGACGCUAUACCCCAAGGUGCUCCCCCGCAGCGAGCCUGCAGUUGGGCCAUCUCCCAAUUACCUCGAGAGGCAUGCGCGUGGCGACUUGCCUACUCUCGACUCCCGACGCUCAAUGGUACGCGGCGCGCACGAGGACUACUUUGACUCGAUUGCGUCGCUCAACGACCAGCUCAAGCAGGCCAAGGUGUGGUGGAUCCUCGAGCUGGCCUGGCCCAUCAAGUACCGUAUCCAGGACAAGGAGACGGGGAUAUGGCGUAAGAAGAUUGGGUUGAAUCGCGGGCGGUACCGUACUGUGAGGGAGACGGAGCCCAAGAUGCACUUUUCGGUGAGGCAGAGGGAGAGGUGGGCUAAGGAGGGAUACCGUGUCAAGGCGACGGCGGAUGAUGAGGCCAUCUGGCAGAUUGUCCACUGAGCUGCAUGUGUGGUGACGAUGGUGAUGCGCGCCCGUAUUCCCGCUGCUCCUCGAUACCACCGCGUAGCUUACAGUGAUCGCUGGGGAUUUGUUGCCCCUUGUUUAUCCCAUUCACAUCUCGCAGGACUGCUAUUGAUCCUGCAUCCUUCCCUUUUAAAUCGCAUCCCUGCUUCACCUCACACUCGCUACGGUCUGGCUGCGAGACCCAAACUUAGAGAUGG